GGCACGCGGUAUGAAUUACAGUAGAUGUCCGAGACACUGUAUUACUCAAUAUCGCAACCUUUUGGAUCACCUUCGACCGGCAGACUUCAUUUGGCGUCCAUACCUUAAUAUGGAUCAUGAGCAUCAGAUCAACCCUGAAGACGCAGCCGUAUGGACAACAUGCACACCAAUAAUACGGUUCACAACAGUGGAGCUGCACAACACCGAUCGUGUGAAGCUGCAGUUUGGUAUGGUCCAGAAUAUCCCAGAUCCCCCAGCUAGCCUAGGAGAAUGGCAUAUGCGUAAAGUGAACGACCAAUGGAACUACAACCCUUGGCAACAAUUCGCAAGAUCAGAGUGUCGCAAGUGGAAGCACCGUCAUGACCAUGUCUUAACUGACGCAGUCAUGCCAAAUGAGGUAAAACCAAGUCGUACUUAUAUGGCUUGGUAUAGAUCAGUUGGAUUUCAAUUCAUCGCCGAUGAUAUAUACCUCUACGACCCACGCCAGACAAGUUACACACAAGAAGGCUCAACAUCUAACCCCCAACAACAUUCUCAGCCCGAUUACUCACAACCACCUAUCCGACAAACUUUCCGUUCCACAAACACACAAACAUACAACCAAAACAUGCCAUUCACCCAACCCCAAAACCAAGAACAUCCCCCAUACCACCACCAACAAAUGGACCAUCAACCUUCGACCGAACAUCGCUUCGCACCCACACCAUCACCCUACCAAAGUCGCCUUACCCAAAACACUAACCGCCCCAUCACCUACCGUAGCCAAGAACCCCAAACAUCACAAUACCAAAACAUCCCACAACCAUAUCUCUUCCAAACACCCCAACAACCUUUCCAACCUUUCCUAGACCCAUCAUUGUCACCCAUGUCCCCCUUCAACCGUCCUGGUCGCCCAUCCAUGAGUCAACCACACCCCAACUUCUCUGGCAUGGGUCAUGAGCUCAGCUACGCCGGUACACCAUCAUUGAAUACUGAAGACUAUGCUGAGUUGGCUGAAUACCUCAACGGACCUUCUCCUGUAGGCGACAUGUGGUCGGAGGUUGACAUGGAAGAGAUGUUGUCUCCAUCAUAUAAAAGAGGACCUGAACGACCAAAGAAGCUGAGGAGGAGGGAAUCUGAUGAGGACCCUAAUAAGGUAAGAACACAAACAACUUAUUGUUGCACAAGAUGUGGUGUACAUGGAUAUGAUGCAGGAAGUUGUACAAGUCAGGAACAACCACAACCAAAUGAAACUCAAAUUGAUGUUGACCCUGAGUUUGAAAUGCUUGCUGCAAAUCUUGCAUCCGCAUUUGAGGCAACUCAAACUCAACCAAAUCUUGUUGUUAAUGGACCAGUUGCAUCUGCACCAAGUCAUAGUGCAUCAAUUACACCAGCUCAAGGUGAACCUGUUACAUCUUCACAAACUGAUGAUGCACCUACUACACCUGCUUAUACCACCCCAAGAAAAAAUAAGACAUACAAACCAAAUGUUGCAAGAAAAUUGGAAUUAAGGAGAAGUGACAAGACAAGGGUCCUAAGAUGUAAAGACCUGAUAGGAAAAGGAAGUAAUCAAUCACAACCUAUGGAUGUGGACAAGGCUCCAUAA
Molecule: messenger RNA, 1585 nt
Organism: Lathyrus oleraceus (garden pea)
Lineage: Eukaryota; Viridiplantae; Streptophyta; Magnoliopsida; Fabales; Fabaceae
Exons: 5
Coding region: 11-1585 (524 amino acids)
Biological process (GO): meristem development; meristem maintenance
Source: RefSeq, a predicted model, not a curated record